Molecule: messenger RNA, 3126 nt
Organism: Striga hermonthica
Lineage: Eukaryota; Viridiplantae; Streptophyta; Magnoliopsida; Lamiales; Orobanchaceae
Source: the annotation of a GenBank genome assembly
AUGGCGUCAUCAUCGUCUAGAGUAAGAAGCGGCUCGCCGUUUCAUCACCGGAGACCUUCGAGCCCUUUCUCCUCCGCCUCGUCCUCGUCGUCAAUGAAGACCGGCCGAUUAAUGCCGCGCUCGAACUCUACUUCCGGGGCGUCGUUCUACGGCGGCAGAGGCGGUGAUUAUUCUCGCAGCCGGACGCCGGUGAGUUAUCCGGCGAUGGACGGCCAACUAGCUGACGAGCCAAUGGAUAGUGCUUCGAGAUCGGGGGAUAGCAUUUCAGUGACUAUUAGGUUUCGACCUCUAAAUGACAGGGAAUAUAACAGAGGAGACGAGAUCGCCUGGUAUGCGGAUGGUGACAAAACUGUGCGAAAUGAAUAUAAUCUGAUGACUUCCUAUGCAUUUGAUAAAGUGUUUGGGCCUAAUACAAAUACUCAAGAUGUGUAUGAAGUAGCUGCCCGACCUGUGGUGAAGGCUGCGAUGGAUGGUAUUAAUGGAACUGUAUUUGCUUAUGGAGUUACCAGCAGUGGAAAGACGCACACUAUGCAUGGAGAUCAAACUUCUCCUGGCAUCAUACCGUUGGCCAUAAAGGAUGUAUUCAGCAUAAUCCAAGAAACUCCAGGUCGUGAAUUCUUACUUCGGGUCUCAUAUCUCGAAAUCUACAAUGAGGUGAUUAAUGACUUGCUGGAUCCGACUGCCCAGAAUUUGCGUGUUAGAGAGGACGCACAGGGAACUUAUGUUGAGGGUAUAAAGGAAGAAGUUGUUUUGUCACCUGGACAUGCUCUUUCAUUUAUUGCUGCGGGAGAAGAGCAUCGUCAUGUCGGAUCAAAUAACUUUAACCUCUUCAGCAGCCGUAGUCACACGAUAUUUACGUUGAUGAUUGAAAGUAGUGCACAUGGGGAUGAAUACGAUGGAGUUAUAUUCUCACAGUUGAAUCUGAUCGAUUUAGCUGGAUCGGAAAGCUCAAAAACUGAAACGACUGGGUUAAGAAGAAAGGAAGGAUCCUACAUCAAUAAAAGUCUUCUUACACUUGGAACUGUGAUUGGGAAACUUAGUGAAGGGAAAGCAUCACACAUUCCUUACCGUGACUCAAAGCUUACUCGUCUUUUACAAUCUUCACUUAGUGGGCAUGGGCAUGUUUCGCUUAUAUGUACGAUCACUCCAGCAUCAAGUAAUUUGGAAGAAACCCAUAACACAUUGAAGUUUGCUAGCAGGGCGAAGCGUGUCGAAAUAUACGCUUCACGUAAUAGGAUAAUUGAUGAAAAGUCAUUGAUAAAGAAGUAUCAACGAGAAAUAUCAUCACUGAAAGAAGAACUUGAUCAACUUAGGCGGGGAAUGCUUGUUGGUGUCAAUCAUGAAGAAAUUAUGGUCUUGCGACAGAAGUUGGAAGAAGGGCAAGUCAAAAUGCAAUCGAGACUGGAGGAGGAAGAAGAAGCUAAAUCAGCUUUAAUGAGCAGAAUUCAGAGGCUUACAAAAUUAAUACUCGUGUCAUCAAAGAACACAUUACCAGGAAGCUUAAAUGACAUGCCCUCUCACCAGAAGAGUCUUUCUGCUUCUGAGGAUGAAAAAUUGGAUGUUCUACGUGAUGGUUCUCCUAAACAUGAAGGCGAUAAUCAAAAUGAUUCUUCUUCUGCUAUAACUAUUGCAUCAGAUGCUUAUCAUUUUGAACAUGGAGGAUCAUACAGCAAACGGAAUGAUGGUAUUUCCCAAGAUGGCAGUACUAUAACUGGAACUACUCAAGAUGAGGUUACUAUCUCAGAUCAUAUGGACCUCUUGGUUGAGCAAGUGAAGUUGCUUUCUGGUGAGAUUGCAUUUGGUACCAGCACGCUAAAGCGCCUGUUGGAGCAGUCCGUGAAUGAUCCUGAAAGAUCAAAAACUGAGGAGAUACAGAACUUGGAGCGUGAUAUCCAAGAAAAACGAAAGCAGAUGAGAGCUUUAGAACAGCGUAUGGUUGAAGGGGGUGAAGCUUCAGUUGCUAAUGCAUCUUUAGUGGAAUUGCAGCAGACGGUCAUGAAACUGAAAGCACAGUGCAGUGAGAAGGACUUUGAGCUUGAGAUUAAAUCCGCAGAUAAUCGUGUGCUUCAAGAACAGCUUCAGAAUAAGUGUGCAGAAAAUAAGGAAUUGGAAGAGAAAAUUAACCGCCUGGAGCAACAACUAGCUUCUAGUAGUGACACCAAGUCAUCUCCUGAAAAUCAUGUAAAUGAUGGAUUUACUGGAGAAUUGCGAAAGAAAAUUCAAUCACAGGAACUUGAGAAGGAGAAGCUCAAACUGGAGCAUAUCCAGCUUGUCGAGGAAAAUAGUGGAUUACACGUACAGAAUCAGAAGCUAUCUGAGGAAGCUUCUUACGCCAAGGACCUAGCAUCUGCAGCAGCCAUCGAGCUAAAGAACUUAGCCGGUGAGGUCACCAAGCUUUCCUUUCACAAUGCCAAAUUAGAAAAAGAAUUACAGGCUGCUCGGGAGUCGAGCUCUCGAUCUUCCAGCAGUAAUAACCGAAACCGUAAGAAUAACCGAAAUAGGCUUUCUGGCCGAGCAAAUGACCUUUCGAGUGACUUUGAGUCUGAUGACCUGAAAAUGGAGCUGCAAGCUAUGAAACAAAGGGAAGUUGCUCUAGAAGCUUCUUUAGCUGAGAAGGAGAUUUUGGAGAAUGAGUACAAAAAAAAGUUGGAGGAGUCAAAGAAAAGGGAGGCAGCCCUGGAGAAUGACCUGGCGAAUAUGUGGGUGCUCGUUGCUCGGCUGAAGAAAGAAGUGACUGUUAUGCAGGAAGCUAGGGAUAAUGGCAGGGUGAAUGAAGAUGCUGACCUGGCGAGUGAUGUGAAGAUUGGUGACCUGGACUGCAUGGAUCCGGUUAUCGAAGAUUGUACGAGUCGAGACAAUCUGGAUUCAGUUCCUAUUGUGCCCCAAGAAGAACCUCUUGUUGUGCGCCUGAAAGCUCGAAUGCAGGAGAUGAAGGAGAAAGAAUAUAGAUACACUGGAAAUAUAGAUACAAAUUCUCACAUGUGUAAAGUGUGCUUUGAAUCACCUACAGCCGCAAUGCUUCUGCCAUGUCGACAUUUUAGCUUAUGUAAAACAUGUUCCCUUGCCUGCAUGGAGUGUCCAAUUUGCCGAACAAAGAUCGCAGAUCGGGUUUUUGCAUUUACUUGA